AAUGCAAAGACCUUAAUUUCAGGCUCUGACUCUGACAUUCCCUCCCUCCCACGCGCUUCUGAAUCGCAUCAUUUUCAGCAGAUGUGUCCUCUCCGCCUUCUUCUCAUCUUCCUCUCCGCCUCUCUCGCCGGUUUUUUCGUCUUCAGAAACCUCAGAUCUCAACCUCACCUUGUUCAUCAUGAUGAUGCUGGCGAAGCUUCUUCCUCCGCCCAAUCUUCCGAUUCUUCCAUUCCUGCAUUUUCCAAGGUUCGGGUAGCAAUCGAAUCUGGGUUCUGGACCUUCGUCGACAUGGCUUCCGGUCGAUAUCUCUGGAACCAUCUCACCUCCUCCUCUAAGUCAAAGCGGUCCACAUGAUUACCUUGUUCGUCUGUUUUCAUUAAUUUCGUCGCAAUACUGAAAUUUCAGGUUUGGGUUUGGGUUUGGUUUCGGUUUCGCUUCGUCGUUUUAAUUUUCCCCGAAGAUUGCUUAUGAUUGUAAAACUCAUAGGUUAAUUGGAAAAUCUGUGUGUCAUGCUCGUUAAUUGUUACUACUCCAGUUCUAAAUAUAACAUCCGUGCAAAUUGCUGGAGGUA
This is a messenger RNA of Neltuma alba, 571 nucleotides long. RefSeq lists its product as uncharacterized. The coding region runs from base 82 to 354 and encodes 90 amino acids. The transcript is spliced from 2 exons. The record is from RefSeq and is a predicted model, not a curated record. NCBI's taxonomy places the organism in Eukaryota, Viridiplantae, Streptophyta, Magnoliopsida, Fabales, Fabaceae.